AUGGCAGACGAUGUUGAGCUUGGCUCAUUCCCCGGGCUCACACCAACCGAUCGAGAGAACCUGGCAGGAGGAGAUGAGAAUUUCAAGCCACACGACUGGGACGAUCUCAUAGAUAUCAUAGCGACCAACAACCUCGCAAUACUGAAGCGGAAACCCUCACACCUACGCCGCUAUAUUAAAUGGACGAACCAGACAAAGAAUACGUACGGUUCUAUCACUGCAUUCAUACUUAGCGAGCGACUAUAUUGGAAGGCUCUACCCUUGGUGAAUGGAGAGAGUCCAUCGUUUCAGUGCAACAAUACCGUCCCAUUUACUGACCCCAACGACUACAAAAUCCUGCUAAAUGAUUGGCCCUAUGGGUUUACUUCCGACGUCACGCAUAUCGUUAUCUGGUCUAAGGUCCGCAUAGCGGAGCAGAAGCCGGAAGGCUACCUGAGACCGGAAUCGGCUGCCUUGGUUGAACGAUUCGUGCAGAGGACUUUCGUCGAACCUCUGAGCUCUCAACGAUCAAAGGAGGAUGUCGCUGGGGACUCUGACCGUCAGCAUGGUCGAGUGCUCUGGUUCAGAAAUUGGACCGGGCUGCAAAGCGUUCGGGGUUUGGAGCAUGUGCACGUCCUCGUCCGGGAUGCUCCCCGGGAUCUACUGGAUUCGUGGAUCGGAGAUCGACCUUAG
Messenger RNA from Letharia columbiana, 672 nucleotides. RefSeq lists its product as uncharacterized. NCBI's taxonomy places the organism in Eukaryota, Fungi, Ascomycota, Lecanoromycetes, Lecanorales, Parmeliaceae. Gene Ontology annotation, biological process: N-acetylglucosamine metabolic process. The transcript has 2 exons. The record is from RefSeq and is a predicted model, not a curated record. Gene Ontology annotation, cellular component: cytoplasm. The coding region runs from base 1 to 672 and encodes 223 amino acids.